Messenger RNA from Linum trigynum, 5105 nucleotides. Lineage: Eukaryota; Viridiplantae; Streptophyta; Magnoliopsida; Malpighiales; Linaceae. The record is from the annotation of a GenBank genome assembly.
CACGCUAGGUUGUGCUUGUUUGUGAUAUUUCAGGUCCUGGCAAGUGAAUGAAGGUUUAGGAGCGAGUUCGGGGUCGAUUGGGUGAAGAUCGGGCGCGAGACAAGUCACAAAGGAGGUCACACGGGCUGCCCUGAUCUUCACACGGCCGUGUGAAGUAAUGGCCUGGUCGUGCGAGUUUUGCCGAGAGCACACACGGGCAGAGCAGAGGAUCGACACGGCCGUGCAAGAGGCCAGUCUGGCCGUGUGGAAUUCUGCGUGAGCAAACACGGGCAAAGAGGAAGUUCACACGGCCGUGCCACUCUGGCCGUGCAAAGAGCCUAGAAUUCGAACUAAUUGGAACGCAGCGUUUUGAAUCACACGGGCAACUGGGUAAGCCACACGGCCGUGCCACCCUGGCCGUGUGAGUCGGGAUUUUCUGCUUAAAACCCGAUUUUCAGCCAAAGGAGAGGAGGAGAGCUGGGUUUUGGAUCCCAAACACCCAAGGGACGAACCAAAGAGAGAGAGGGCGAUUUGAGGGCAUUCUUGGAGUGGAGUUGGAGGAUUUCUUCGCCUUGGAAGCUCGAGGAACAAGCCCGGACUUGAAGACUGAUCAACUGAAGAUUCUUACUGCAGUCUCUCUCUUCUCUAUGGAGUAACUUCCCUUCACUUAGGUUUUGAAUAACCCUAGCUAUGUUUGUUUGAUUGGAUGAUUGUAUGAGUACUCUGACUUGAUAAUCUUGAGUUCAUAUUCAAUCUAUGCAUGUUUUCAUGAGUCAAUUCUACUUUAGUCGAGAUUAUUGAUUCUGCUUUGAUCCUAUGAGAGGGAAUACCUGAUUAGGUCAAUAGAGCACCAUAGAUUGGUAGUAGUGGAUCGAUUGCUUUAGUCGAGGGUUGAUUCACUGCUUUGUAUCGAUUGAGAACCUCUUUCGAUAGAGGGAGUCUAGUUCAGAACACCUUGAUCAGUUGUUCUAGAGAAGGAUACGUCCCUUUAGGCAAUUGACUCAAGAGGGCCUUGUUCCUUUAGUCGAGACUCAAGGUCUAGUCAAGGAUUCUCCGCAUUGUGAAUGAAAGUGAAACAAGUUGGAAAUCAUCAAUUGUUUGUCUGGCUAGUGGCUAGGGGGAAUCAUACCUAAGUGAGUUCCCAACCUGUAAUUAGAUUAACUUUAACUGUAGUUUGCUAGAGUAGUUUUAGUUCUUUCAUCUUAAUCUGGUUUGCUAAAUAAUAAACUGAAGCUGAGUAAUAGUAACUCUAGAGACCCGUGGAUUCGAUAUUUAUCACUUGAGCCACUAUACUGCAGUCCCUUCCAUUGGUUACACUUGGCCAUUGUUAGGUGUUGUGUCGUAACGAGUCAAGUUUUUGGCGCCGUUGCCGGGGACUUUCUAGAGUAUUAGGAAAGGCAGAAGUUUGUUACUUUAGCGUUUUUCUUUUCUUUUCUUUUCUUUUCCACCCUUGCUUUUCACUUGGUUUUUUGUUUUUGUUGGUGCAGAUCUGAAUCAUGGAUCCUCAUGGCUUCCCCAAUCAUUGGGGGUAUCCACCACCACCCGAGUGGUAUUACCCCGAGACCCCCUGGAGCAAUCAAGGAGGAGAAGACUAUGGAUUCGGGUUCCAGUACCAACCCCCUUACUACGGAGAACAACCGGACCCCUGGGCAUAUCAAGAACAACCUCAUUAUCAAGAAGAAUUUCUCCCACAACCAGAAGGGCCAUCGGCGCUGGAGUUACUCAUGGAGCAGUUUGCUCGAGACUGCGAGAGAACAUGCUCCAGGAUGGAUCAGUGUGUCCAGGCCUAUCGUGAAACAGAUGAGAUCCUCCUGAGCCUUAAGAUGAGCGUUGAUGACCUUGAGCGAUCUUUGGCACAACCUGCUCCAGAUCACCCUUCUGCUACCAUACAAGAAGAGGGGGAGGAAGAAGAAGGCUACACGGACAUUGUGGAGCACACUGAAGUUGUCACGGAGAGCUCCCGUGAUGAUCAUGAUCAGGAGUGUCAUGUCGUAGCCGACCACACCUUCCCACACCCCAAACUGAGCUUUGCAGAGGCGGGCAUGAGUGAGGAGAUGCAAGAAGAUCUCAUGAAAGAAAUUGCUUGGCAACUUGCUCUCCAAUCCGUGCUAGAAGAAGAAGAGCAAGAAAGUGUGCAGAAAGAAGUUGUGGAGGAUGGCGAAAGUGAAGCUGGAGAAGUUCUUGAUCAUUUCCCAGGGGUGAUACCACAUGAAGAAGGAAGGGAGGUUGAAGAAGCAAUUGGCGUCCAGGCUGAGGAUGAAGUUGAGGUGGAAGAGGCCUGCACCGGCCAUGAGUUACAUGUGAUAUCCCCACCAAACUUCGAGGAACUGCUUAGCAAGGACCCAUUUGCAGUGUCUCUUUGCCAGACCAAGGCCACAUCGACAUCGGUCCCUCUUGGUGGACGCGAUGGUGGCCAAUCGAUGUUGUCUUAUCUGGUUUGGGGCAAUGAGACGAGAGAAGAGAAGAAGGGUCUCGAGGGUGGAGACUUCAUCUGCAUCAAGUACAUGAGCCUUCAUCACCUGCCACACCACAUGCUCAUGACUUGAGACUCCACCUCAUCGACGAGAACCUCAACUUCAAGGAGGUUCUAGCAUGGACCGAAACUUAGGAGCCAUCGUCUGGCUCACGACGUGAAAGAAGCGCUUGUUGGGAGGCAACCCAACCAGUUGGUUUGCAUUUCUUUCUCUAUUUCUCCUCGGUUGAGUCAGUUUUUUUAUUUGAUUUUAGAGUCAAUAACUCAACCUUUGUGAGAUUUUGUGUGGUGUUUGUGUUCUGAUUACUCUCUCUUUCUGGAAUGCACCGCCUGACCCGUUCAUCAUCAUUCACCCUUGAUCUGGUAACUUCGUUCUACCCUCCUUAUCUUUCCUCCAUUGAGGAUAAUGUCGUGCUUAAGUGUGGGGGGGGGGGGUGUUCGAUUAUUUAUGCGGGUGAAUGUUUGGCUGUUUGUGUGCUUGGAGCCUAGUCCACUGUCCAAAUUUUUAAAUUUGAGGGCUCCAAGUACGUGUUUCCUUGCAAUUGCCUGCUCAGUAUGCUUUGAAUUGACAGUCUUUAUAGUAAUAUGCAACCUAGGGAGGUAGUGUAGCACUAUGGAGGAUGUUGAUGCAUUUAAGGAGUCUCAUUUCUUCUUCAUAUUGAGUUGGUUGAUUGAGUGAAUUAGUGAUCUUAGGACCCUUGAAUUGUGUGGUGUUGUGGAUUCUCUACCUGUCAUGGACUCUUGUAUUAUGUUUUGAGUUUAACAGGUGCUCGAAAAUGUGCUUCAAAAUAACGUCUCCCGUGCGAAUAGGGCGAAAGUGUGUAAGGGGAGACGGGAAUCCGUUCCCAAUUUCCACCUACUACCUCCAGCCCCCUUACAUGUCUUUCCCCCGCACGAGGCUCGAGACAUCCGCUCCUGGCAUGGCCGGUAAGAGCAGGUUGGGACCCUGGAAAAGAAAAGAAAAGAAAAAUAACAGAAAAAAGGGGGUUCCAACCAUCUUCAAGAACAAAAUAGAGCACCUCGAAAAAAUGUGAGUCCAUGAUCCUUUGUUUUUGAGAAUCUCUUCAUCCACAAUUCAUUUGUCCUCUGUUCACUGUUUUCCAUGAUGCCGACUCGCCGAAGAAGUUAUGACGUGACUUGUGCGUCGGUUGACCUCGUAAGUUGCUAAAUGAUCUAGGAAGUCCUCUACCUACGAUCUGGGUUGUUUGUUGCUAUAGAGGUCUGGAGAGUUGCAUUGGUUUGAGUUAGGUUUGCUUGGGGACAAGCAAACGGUUAAGUGUGGGGGAGUUUGUUAGACCGAUUUCACGCUAGGUUGUGCUUGUUUGUGAUAUUUCAGGUCCUGGCAAGUGAAUGAAGGUUUAGGAGCGAGUUCGGGGUCGAUUGGGUGAAGAUCGGGCGCGAGACAAGUCACAAAGGAGGUCACACGGGCUGCCCUGAUCUUCACACGGCCGUGUGAAGUAAUGGCCUGGUCGUGCGAGUUUUGCCGAGAGCACACACGGGCAGAGCAGAGGAUCGACACGGCCGUGCAAGAGGCCAGUCUGGCCGUGUGGAAUUCUGCGUGAGCAAACACGGGCAAAGAGGAAGUUCACACGGCCGUGCCACUCUGGCCGUGCAAAGAGCCUGGAAUUCAAACUAAUUGGAAUGCAGCGUUUUGACUCACACGGGCAACAGGGUAAGCCACACGGCCGUGCCACCCUGGCCGUGUGAGUCGGGAUUUUCUGCUUAAAACCCGAUUUUCAGCCAAAGGAGAGGAGGAGAGCUGGGUUUUGGAUCCCAAACACCCAAGGGACGAACCAAAGAGAGAGAGGGCGAUUUGAGGGCAUUCUUGGAGUGGAGUUGGAGGAUUUCUUCGCCUUGGAAGCUCGAGGAACAAGCCCGGACUUGAAGACUGAUCAUCUGAAGAUUCUUACUGCAGUCUCUCUCUUCUCUAUGGAGUAACUUCCCUUCACUUAGGUUUUGAAGAACCCUAGCUAUGUUUGUUUGAUUGGAUGAUUGUAUGAGUACUCUGACUUGAUAAUCUUGAGUUCAUAUUCAAUCUAUGCAUGUUUUCAUGAUUCAAUUCUGCUUUAGUCAAGAUUAUUGAUUCUGCUUUGAUCCUAUGAGAGGGAAUACCUGAUUAGGUCAAUAGAGCACCAUAGAUUGAUAGUAGUGGAUCGAUUGCUUUAGUCGAGGGUUGAUUCACUGCUUUGUAUCGAUUGAGAACCUCUUUUGAUAGAGGGAGUCUAGUUCAGAACGCCUUGAUCAGUUGUUCUAGAGAAGGAUACGUCCCUUUAGGAAAUUGACUCAAGAGGGCCUUGUUCCUUUAGUCGAGACUCAAGGUCUAGUCAAGGAUUCUCCGCAUUGUGAAUGAAAGUGAAACAAGUUGGAAAUCAUCAAUUGUUUGUCUGGCUAGUGGCUAGGGGGAAUCAUACCUAAGUGAGUUCCCAACCUGUAAUUAGAUUAACUUUAACUGUAGUUUGCUAGAGUAGUUUUAGUUCUUUCAUCUUAAUCUGGUUUGCUAAAUAAUAAACUGAAGCUGAGUAAUAGUAACUCUAGAGACCCGUGGAUUCGAUAUUUAUCACUUGAGCCACUAUACUGCAGUCCCUUUCAUUGCUUACACUUGGCCAUUGUUAGGUGUUGUGUCGUAGCGAGUCAAUAUACACAUAAUUUUGUC